Messenger RNA from Heterobasidion irregulare TC 32-1, 1448 nucleotides. Its product is annotated as cell cycle control protein. Bases 77 to 1261 code for a protein of 394 amino acids. Gene Ontology annotation, cellular component: endoplasmic reticulum; plasma membrane; Golgi apparatus. NCBI's taxonomy places the organism in Eukaryota, Fungi, Basidiomycota, Agaricomycetes, Russulales, Bondarzewiaceae. The record is from RefSeq and is a predicted model, not a curated record. The transcript is spliced from 6 exons.
AGCAGUCCGGCACUCUCACCAACCCCUCCAUCAUCUCUCUCCCUCAGGCGUCCUCCCAGAGGCCUCUGCUCUCUUCAUGGCCAUCUUCAACAGGCGGAAGAACGCCGACCCCAACGACAAUUCGGAACCAAAGAAGGAAAAGGGCAGCUGGAAGCGCCCGGCCAAUACUGCGUUCAAGCAGCAACGAUUGAAGGCAUGGCAGCCCAUUCUCACUCCAAAGGCAGUCCUUCCCACUCUCUUCAUCAUCGGUAUCCUUUUCGCCCCCAUCGGCGGUCUGCUCGUGUGGGGCAGCAGCACCGUCACAGAAAUGACCAUCGACUACACAGACUGUGACACUCUGACCGCUCAGUCCACCCUUUCGGAUGCGCAGAACAACCUUGUCAAUGUUCCCCACUACACCUACCGCCUUCGUUCCUCCCAGUCCGAUGCACAAUAUACCGCACCCCAGUAUGCCUUCAUAAACAGCUCAACAGACAACUCCGCUCGCAAUCAGUGUAUCGUCCAGUUCGACGUUCCAUUCGAUCUCGAUCACACUGUCCUCCUCUACUACAAGCUCACCAACUUCUACCAAAAUCACCGUCGAUAUGUCCAGAGUUACGACUCCGACCAGCUUAAGGGGAAAAACCGCACGGCGAGCGAUCUUCACAACGGUAACUGCAAGCCUGUCGCCAUCCUCGACAACAAAGUCGUCUACCCAUGCGGCUUGAUCGCUAACUCAAUGUUCAACGACACGUUUUCGAACCUGACGAUGCUCAACCCCUCUGAGAACGCUACGGACUCGUAUCAGUUCAGCGAGCAGGGCAUCGCCUGGCCGGGAGAGGCAAAGAAAUAUACGAACUCCCCCGACUAUAACCUUGACGAGAUUGUUCCGCCUCCGAAUUGGGCCGCCCAGUUCCCCGAUGGCUACACGACGGACAAGCCCCCACCCGACCUCCGCUCCAACGAGCACUUUCAGAAUUGGAUGCGCACCGCCGGCCUCCCCACGUUCACUAAGCUCUACGGCAGGAACGAUGGCGACAAACUGCUCAAGGGCCGGUAUCAGCUCAACGUCACCAUGAACUUCCCAGUGCGGUCCUACUCAGGAACGAAGUCGAUAGUCAUCACCACGGUAUCGUGGAUGGGGGGGAAGAACCCGUUCCUCGGCUGGGCAUACGUGGCUGCAGCCGGUCUCUUCGUUCUGCUCGCCGUCACAGGUACUAUCCGACACCUCCUGAAGCCAAGGCGGCUCGGAGACAUGAGUCUUCUAUCUUGGAAUCGGUGAUCAGGGGUUCCCGUCGCGCAUCUAAUUUCCACCAUAUGUACUGGACAGUUUGCUAUACAUGUAUUAUUUUCGCGCGCGCGGCGGCUGUCGUCGGCGAGCCUGCUCAGUGCGCAGGAUAAUAAUGGAUUGAAAUCCUUGUUUGUACUCAGCGUUUCGAUAGGGAAUCAUAUAAGACGCGGCUUUUCGC